Strongylocentrotus purpuratus (purple sea urchin) is the source of this 1569-nucleotide messenger RNA. Its product is annotated as A-agglutinin anchorage subunit-like. Lineage: Eukaryota; Metazoa; Echinodermata; Echinoidea; Camarodonta; Strongylocentrotidae. Bases 1 to 1569 code for a protein of 522 amino acids. The record is from RefSeq and is a predicted model, not a curated record. The transcript is spliced from 14 exons.
AUGUCUACGACGGGCUCAACCGCCUCACGUACUAUAACAGCUACUCCAUCCGCUACUUCCCGUGAAGCAACAACCAAUUCUAUAUUGGACUCGACCACACCAAAUCCCACUACAACUACAACAUCCACUACUUCUCGUGAAGCAACGACAAAUUCUUUAUUGGACUCGACCACACCAAAUCCCACUACACCUACAAAAUCAACUUCAACACAAUACACCACAACCAUGUCUACGGCGGGCUCAACCGCCUCACGUACUAUAACAGCUACUCCAUCCGCUACUUCUCGUGAAGCAACAACCAAUUCUAUAUUGGACUCGGCCACACCAAAUCCCACUACAACUACAAAAUCAACUUCAACACAAGACACCACAACCAUGUCUACGACGGGCUCAACCGCCUCACGUACUAUAACAGCUACUCCAUCCGCUACUUCCCGUGAAGCAACAACCAAUUCUAUAUUGGACUCGACCACACCAAAUCCCACUACAACUACAACAUCCACUACUUCUCGUGAAGCAACGACAAAUUCUUUAUUGGACUCGACCACACCAAAUCCCACUACACCUACAAAAUCAACUUCAACACAAUACACCACAACCAUGUCUACGGCGGGCUCAACCGCCUCACGUACUAUAACAGCUACUCCAUCCGCUACUUCUCGUGAAGCAACAACCAAUUCUAUAUUGGACUCGGCCACACCAAAUCGCACUACAACUACAAAAUCGACUGCAAAGAUCUUUGUGACAGGUGAAAAUGGGAUUUUUGUUGCAGACCUACGAGAUGACCUAGACUUCACUGAUAUACUACAUAACACUGCUGAAAAACCCCGAUAUAUUACCUAUGACUCCGUGAAGAAGAAGGUCUACUGGACUGACAACGAUACAAAACAAGUUUAUCGUGCUGAUGCGGAUGGUGGAAACAGGGAGGAGGUCACUUUUGAAGGCAGUGAUGAUCUACGAGGUAUUGCUAUUGCCGAGAAAUCUCGCACUCUCUACAUCGCGAAUAAAAGUCAGAAGAAAAUAACGUCGGUAUCAAUUGCACAAGGAAUCUCGGAUGAGAGCGAGACGGACUUUACAUCCGGGUUAUCUAAAGAAUUAUAUUCCUUAGAAGUGGAUGAAGAGAAAGGAUUCUUAUAUUGGUCAAUGAAGGGAGAGAUCCUACGCAAACCUCUCAAUGGAUCUGGAAGCACGGAGACUAUAUACCUUAACGAAGAACUAUCCGAAAUCACCGGAUUGAGCAUUGAUCUCAGCAGAGAUCCACGACGCAUAUUAUUCUUUGACUCUGUUAAUAAACGACUUUUCGACAAGGGCGUAAACCAAUCUUCAACAAUUGCUCGCGAGCGCACCAAUGGUAAUGAGGAGCGAGAAAAAUUUCGAGAUCUCAGGUACUUCCAUGGCACCCGCUACUGGCUUAAAGAGGGCAGUCCUAUCCGUGUCAUGACCACUGACCUCUACACAGUGGUCACCGUCAUGACGUACGAUCGUUAUAACAGCCGAUCAAUCACCAUCAAAAAAACCAACGUGAUUCAGAAACCCUUUCAAUUGCUCAUCAUUAAUGUAAAUCCAUGA